GAGUCCUGCAGGCGACUUUCUUCCCUCAGUUGUCGGUCGGCUCGCGUCGAGGAAGGCUCGUUGUCGAAGCUCGCUUCACUUGUCCAAUCACGUCGCUCAGUUCCAUCCAAGUAUUACACUUCGCGUUCCCAAAAUAUUUGUGUGAUUUUAUCAUAAAGUGCUUGGGAUUAUCACCGUUAUAAAGUGUGCGUUAGGCGAGGAUUGUGGGGGAAGGGGGUGAAAUGGAAGGGGUAAGGUGGUGAAUGGUGGUAGGUGGGUGGGGGAUUCAGCCACCAACCAAGAUGCGUCAUCAUCGGUGUGUCGCCAUCCUUCUGCUGAUCCUCUCCUGCUGUGCCGGGUUGGCUCGAACAAACCCCGCUUCCACUAGAAAAGUGGAGGUGAAACGUGACCACUGCAACAAAACGGUGGACAUCUAUGAAGACGUGUCAAGCCCGGAGGUGACCCCGGAGAACGUGGGUCGACCCAUGACCUGCUGGUACCGGUUCCGCUCGUUCCGGGGCACACCACGUGAUUGGAUAUUGCGCAUACGCUUCAAAAAGUUCAAAGUCGGCACACUGGUCAACGCCACGUACUGUCACAAUGGAUAUAUGCAGAUAGUGGACGGCAACGCGAAAACAGAGCUGAGCAACCGGAAAGACCCGGGGUUGUUCUGCGGGGAAACUGAGCAGGCGCAAACGUUCAUCUCGGAGACGAGUUUCGUGAAGUUGCUCUUCCAUGUGGACAACUUCACCGAUCAGACCUACUUCAGUUUCGAUUCGAGGGCUGAACAACAGUUCGAUGUCUACCUCAGAUAUGGACAGCAUCCGGAACUCUAUCCCAAUCGCAGGGGACAGGUUGUGCCUGGGUCGUACUGCGAGCGGGUUUUCCGCGACUGCCGCCUGCAGACGUGUUACGUGCAGAGCCCCGCCUACCCAGGCGUGUACCCGCGCCACCUGCACUGCGCAUACCACCUCAACACGCGGCUGCCCUUCAUCAAGCUCUACAUCGAGAACGAGGAGUUCAACAUCGACGGCCAGCGAUGUGAGAACAUCAUGACUUGUCCCAUGAGGCCCAUUUCCUCAGGGGCUGAGCACUGUCCAUACGACUACAUAAAGAUCUAUGAUGGAAAGGAUGCGUCAAGUCCGGUCAUUGGUACUUUUUGUGGAAUGGGCAAAUUUCCAUACUCGAUUAUUGGGACCAGCGAGGAUCUGUUUGUAGAGUUUAUCAGUUCACAAGCAGGUCCACUCCUGAACUCGGGCUUCCACUUCAACGUGGGCAACUGGCCCGGUCACGUGGAAACGGCGGGCAGCAGAAACGGCACCUGUGAUUGGCUGCUGACCAGCCAGGACCUGGCCUCUUCUGGCAAAUCAGAGGGCAUCUUCCUUUCUGUGGCGCACUGGUAUCCACCUCACACCUCCUGCACAUACCUCAUUCAGGGAUCGCCUGAUCAGAUUAUUCGUCUCUACUUUCCCAGUUUCCGCAUCAAUAGGAUAGAAUCGCCGAUCAUGCACUUUGACGGGGAUUGUGGAGAGAGCCUGACCCUGUACGACGCAUCCUGGCCUGAUGACUCCCGCAUCAUCAAGACAUUCUGUGAUACUUUUUCUAGAGCUAUGGAAAAACACGACUUCGUCUCAACCGGCAAUGCACUUUUUGUUCGAUUCGAGAGUAAAACUGGAAGUUACUCUGGGUCUUCACUGUACUACUGGGCGCACUACGACUUCUUCAACAACACGAAGUCGGGGCGACCGGUGGCGGACACAGAGUGCGACGAGGAGUUCGUCAGCUGGCAGUCGGCGUCCGGUCGUCUGCGGUCGCCACUCAACACCCUCGUCUACAAGCGGACAGAGGGGGCGGGUGACCUGCGCUGUCGCUACCGAUUCGUCACCGACCGCCGGCUCUUUUCCAGGCUCAUACUCACGCUCACCGCAAUCAAUUUCAAGGACAAUCCGUUCAACUCAGCGCCCUGCUCAAACUGCUGGGAAAGUCGGCUGGACCGGCUGAUAGUGUGGGAGCCAGCACUGACCAACAGCAGCGAAACACCGACCUCUGCUGCGGCCGGCAGCCAAUGCCUGUGCAAGAGUUCAACGACCCCGCAACAGCAGCAGCCUGUGCUGCAGAAGACAGUCAGCCUGCCUCCCAUUGCCACUGUCAUAUCCUCCUCGGAGACACUCAAUUUGGAGCUGAUUGUAGACUCGGCACACUCAGCUUCUAGUUACUUCAAGCAUCCCGGCGCUCUUUUCGAAGCUAAAUACGAGUUCAUUCACGGCCCACUGUGCGGCCCGGCUGUAAUUCCUCCCAGCGAGGAGGGAGAACUGCACUUUCCUCACUACGAGGCACUCAGUUACGCUGAGGCUCCCAGGUCGGUGCACUGCAUCUGGGAGGUGCGUGUCAACCGAGAGAGGGAUGUCUGGUUGCACUUCGACAAGGUGCGUUUCGCAACACGCGACUGCCAGGAUGGCCGGUUGGACGUAUUCCUGCCGUCCCGGCCCGACCACCCGUUCCUGUCGAUCUGCGGCCACAACGUCAGCUCCAAGGACAUGCCACCGCUCACCUCCAAAGACCUCACUCCGCUCGGCGAUGCGUCGUCCGCGCAGCCUUCUGUGCGCAUCCAAUUCAUCGGCACCACAACGCCUGCGCGCGCCGCUUUCAAGAUCGCCUGGACGGAACUGUUCCAUCUACCUCGGAACCCCGACGGAACGCUGAUGACGUCACGACUGACCGAGACCGACAGUCAGUCGGCGGUUACGCAGAACGACUGCGAGUUCAUAUGUCCCGGGGAGACAUCGCUGUGUAUCCCGGCCAGGUUGGUUUGUAACGGGGUCAUAAACUGUCCUGCGCCGCCUAACCUCAACCCUCUCGCCAACCUAACCGUCGACGCGGGUGACGAAUCGCCCGAACUGUGUGCGGCUCGAACGGAGGCUCCCGAGGUCAACUGGCUGAUGGUGGGUCUCGGAGCCACCGCCGGCACAAUCCUCGGCGUCAUCUUCCUCUUCUUCAUCUGUCGAUGUUUCUGUUGCUGUUGUUGCUCGAAACGACAUGAUGACGACGAUGACGAUUACUGAUACAUAACCAAUGACGUCUCCUUUUUUACGGUGGACAGAUAAGUGCGGGAAGGUGGGAGACACAUUUUUAUGUACAGACUGAUGAUUUUUAAAACCAGAGUGAAUGAGGAUGUGACGUGGAAAUGUUUAAGCGAUUUGUUUGUAAAUUCUCACAAAAAUAAAACUAAUUUCUACUUAUAACAUUUUCUUUCAAUUACAGUUUUGUUGCUAAUUGGCCAACCCUGAUUUAAACUGAGUUACUGAAAUUGAAGUGAUACACAAAAUGAAACUGGUCACAACCUAUCACAUCGUAAUCAUUUAGGUGUUCAAGAUUAAUACAUUUUUCAAUAUCAAUAAAUAAUUCACAUUUUUAUUUUUAUGUUACUUUUCUCUUCUGUAGAAAACUCUGUAAAAACUCAAGUGGAUGGAAAUUAACGAAUGCGAUGAUUUUAUUUAUUCACUUCUUACCCAAUUUGAUCUUCAUUCAGAAUUAUAUAUUUCAAUAUUAAUUUCUUGUGUUUUAUUACAACGCUUUGAAUGUGAUGAACCAUCUUUAUGAUUUUUCAAUUCAUUAUUUUCCAAAAGUUCAAAUAAAUUUCAUAAAUUCAAAUUACAAUGGACUAAAUAAGGUAUAAUUUAUGAAACUGAAUUCCAAUUAAUUUUCUAUCAAACAUCCUGAAGACACAGAUUGAAAACAGGAGAGACUAGUGUCGUGAAAAACUUAUGAACGCUUUUCUAUCUGAGGACAAUGUUAUUUGUAAAUGCAGAGCUCUUCUGACUAUUUUAUAGCAUUUUAAAUUGCCAUUGCGUUUAAUUUAUUAAAUAUAUUCAAUUUGUUCAUUUUAUAAGUGUACCUAACGAUUCAGGGCUGAAAGAUAUAACCAGUGAUCAAUACUUGAGUGAAGAACAAAUGAAAUAAUGUUCAAGUGGUUUUAUAAAGGAAAAUGUACAAAAUGCAAUUUGUUGAAUAGGUAUGUGAAGUUUUCUGGAUGGAAUAAACAUAUUUUGAAUGUAUGUGUUGUUUGAAACUUACUAAUGACGUAUAGUAGAUAUCGUAAGUUGAUAUAGUUUUUUAUAAUGUGAUCAUGAAUGAGUGUAUGCUCUAAGAUAAAUCACACUGUAAGUUAUAUUGUUAGUUAUGUGUGAUGAAGUGAACAAAUCAAUUUAAUGAUAUCAGAAACGAUUUUCUAUGAACAAUAAUAAAAAAGUAUCAUGUUUAAAAUUAGAAGAUAAUUUAUACCGCAACUAGUUCUAGAUUCUCGAAUUUGAAUUCAAUCAUUUAUAAAUAUUCGAGAUUCUCAAAGUUAAUUUGAAUUUUAUCAUCUUAUAGAAUUAGAAUUGGUGAAAGUGCCUGUUUGGUAAAGUACGGCGGUAGAAUUAAUGCACCGGUAAAUCAUUACAUUAUUUAUUAAUUUAGGGUAGAUUUUUUGAAAUGUUUGUAGGAUCAAGAGUAGAGAAGAGAAAGUAUAGCAUUACAAUAAUUGAAUACAUACAUUCCCAAUUUCAUCACAUUUCAAACAAUGUAUUUUUCAUAUAAUAUCUUAAAGUUCAAUGUAUCGUCAAACGUUCGAACGUAUGAUUUCGGAUAACAGUAUUUAAAAAAUCAUAAAUUGAAAUUGUCUGAAUUUUUUAAAAGAUACGGAUGUGAUAUUAACAAUAUCAUGGUAUUCAAAUGAUAUACGGUACCUACAAAACAUUUGGAUAAAAUGGAAAUUAGCUAUCAUAAUAUCAAGUUUGAUUUAUAACAAUCUUUUAUUGUCAGAAAGAUUCCUAAUUUUAUUAUUUACAAUUAAAAUACAGUGUUAUUUUAGAGAACAAUUAUUAGUAUUUUACAUAAAUAAAGUUAUGGAAUGAAGGAUGGCAAUUUAUUUUAUAAAUUAAUAAUACAAAGCAAGUUCAUUUCCUCUUGAAAUAUAAAAGUGGGAGUUUCAUGUAAGUUUAUAGUGUGUGUAUACUGAAGAAAAUCAUCAAUUAUUACCUUUAUUAUUUAUAACUAAUAAAUUAUUUCAAUAUAAAUAUUUAUUGAAUAAAAUUGGCAAUCCAUUAAAAAUCAAACGCGAAGGAUGUUUAUUUUUCAUAUAUUGAUGAGAAAACCAGCACAAUUAGCCAACUCUAUUGCAGAAAACCUUUUCAUUGUUCAUUGGGCAAGUUUUGCAAUACAUUUUUUGUGCAUUUUUCAUUUAAAAAAACCAAUUCGAGUGGACUUCCAAUUUCUGAUCUAAGCUUUAGCUUAGUUAAUUUUAUGAGAUCUACCUCACAUAAUGUUUCUAAUUAUUCUUCAUUUAUAUCAAACAGUUGAUCAGUUC
Nilaparvata lugens (brown planthopper) is the source of this 5326-nucleotide messenger RNA. RefSeq lists its product as uncharacterized. Gene Ontology annotation, cellular component: plasma membrane. Bases 243 to 3041 code for a protein of 932 amino acids. The transcript is spliced from 12 exons. Gene Ontology annotation, molecular function: protein binding. NCBI's taxonomy places the organism in Eukaryota, Metazoa, Arthropoda, Insecta, Hemiptera, Delphacidae. The record is from RefSeq and is a predicted model, not a curated record.